GUGAUGUGUGCAGUCGACUAUGUCACAGAGCACCUGGGAAAGCCUGCCCCUCCCAACAUGGCCUCCACCCUGUCUUCCCUGCCCUGUGGCUGCAGGGCUACUAAAGGGGAUGAGAGUGAUGGAGAGGAUGGGAAGGCUAUGAGUACCAAAGUGGUGCUGACCCGAGCGUUAGCGUGCCUGCUGUCUGCCCUGAUGGAGACAGUACAGACCAUACCUACUGCAGUACAGCUCUUCUGUAAACAACUGCAAGACAAGCUGACUGAGAAGGAGAUUCAGACAGCUCACAGUAGUGUAGGGUUACAGCUGCUUGCAGGUGCGGUGUACCUGGCUUUACAUGACCAGACCCAGCUGGAACAGUGGGCAGGGCACACCAUGAAACAGACUAUCAAGGACAACCUGUCACUACUGGGGCUGUGUGCUUAUCAUGUACUAACUGCCACUGUAGCAAGCAGUAAAGGAAACAUGCCUCGUCUUGCCUACACCUUCAUGAGGAAACACGGCAGCUGGCUGAGUGAACAGAUAGACAACAUCGUGGAGUCUGUGUCUAAUGUGUCUGUAGAUGAAGGCUCGAGUGCCGCAGUGCUGGAAGGUGGUAACCUGGAGUUCUUACAACUCUUCAUGUCCACACUGGCUCAUAAAAUUCUACAGGAGCAACAGGGGAAGAACAACCUCACCCAUUUGUUCCAUGUCAUCAAAGGAAACCAGCAAUGGUUCCAAGUGCAGUUGGGGAUCCCACCAAUGCUGGGUAAAGAUGACCUCCCUCAGGUCAUGCCCUUUGAACCCAACCCUGGUUCAAAGGAGCAGGUCAUGACCUUCGACCCGCUGCAGGAGUUCAACAGCAUAGGGGACUGUAACAUCGACCAGAACUUCCUGUUAGAGUUUCCCUGGGACUGGGCUGAACUGCUACAGAGUGACCUGGGACUGAGUGAGCUGGGUUUCACCACCCUUCUGCAGCACAGGUGUGACAUGACAGACGAGUCAUGCCUAGACACAGACAAGGAGAAGAGACACGUUGCAACACUGAAGGCCAAGUUUGGGCUGGAGCUGACUUCCUCUGUGUGACAACAGGGUACCUGGAUCAUGGUGUAGUCUGCAGGUUUAUAAGCAUCCCUUUCUGUUCACCACAUGUGGGGUCGUUUUUUUAUUCGGUUUUGCCACAUUUUGUGGAAGGAUUGGCAUAACAGGAGACUAUCACCUAGGUUUGCAAGAUGCCAACCCGGAGACCAGACCGUAAGGUUUGAUCCACUCACACCGGGAAGGACCCUAACUCUUUUCGAGCAGUGUGGUGGGAUCUUUAGCAUGCUCGAGGUGUAGCUCUUCCCAAACACAGGACGGUCUUUUAAGUUAACAUCCUAUCCGAGGGAUGGCCCUAGCCGAAGCUACUUUUUUUCACCUGAGUGAAGUGAUGAAAGUCGUGCAAAGUGCCUUUCCCAAGGGCACAGGAUCGAUGACAUGGCAGGUUUCGAAUUCGGGAUCUCUUGGGCCUGAGCCCAAAGUGCCUCCGAUCCUGCCACACGAUCUGACAUAAGUUUGACGAAACUGCAGGGUGUUUAACCUAGAAGCCAGAGGUCCAGGGUUCAAAUCCUAGCAAGCAAUCUAUCUUGUGUUCUCGGGAAGGUCACUCCACCUGGGUGUAAAAAUGGGUACCAAAUACCGAAUGUGCAAUAUGACACAGCUGUUAUAUGUUACAAAGACUGUAUAUUUUACAAUUUCCGUGUGAAUUUAUAGAUGUAUUAUAUUCAGAUAUAUAAUAUUGUGUGUUUGAGCUUUUUUUGUCUUUUAACGUUGGACUGCACGGGUAGUCAAACAACCUAGUAGGUGUUUGUGACCACAUCUUUAAGCAGUGACACCUAUGCUUCAGUACAAUGUGAACUGUCCAGAC
Branchiostoma floridae (Florida lancelet) is the source of this 1882-nucleotide messenger RNA. RefSeq lists its product as uncharacterized. Bases 4 to 1062 code for a protein of 352 amino acids. NCBI's taxonomy places the organism in Eukaryota, Metazoa, Chordata, Leptocardii, Amphioxiformes, Branchiostomatidae. The transcript is spliced from 10 exons. The record is from RefSeq and is a predicted model, not a curated record.